UGUGCCUUAAAGUUUUUAAUUUCAAAAUGGCAAUUGAUAAAAAGUUUUUUAAUAUUAUCCAACUGGGUAUUGGAUUUAUGCUCGUUUUUACGGCAUUUCAAACUAUGGGAAAUGUAGAGAAACUUAUUUUGCACGGUGUAAAGGAUUUUACUGGUAAUGAAGCAUUCUUCAGUUUAGCAAUUAUUUAUGGAGUAUUUGCUGUUUGUAAUUGGUUUGUACCAUCGUUUAUUGUUUUAACUGGACCAAGAGUUGCAAUCGUUGCUGGAUCAAUCACAUAUGCAAUAUACAUAGGAAGUUUUUUAUGGCCCAAAGCAUGGCUACUGUACUUAGCAAGUGCAUUUGUUGGACUUGGAGCAGCCCUUUUAUGGACGGGCCAAGGUAAUUUUCUAGCGCUCAAUUCAACAAAAGACACAAUAUCUAAACAUAGUGGAAUUUUUUGGGCAUUAUUUCAAGCCAGUAUGUUCAUUGGAAAUACAUUUGUAUACUUCCAAUUUCGAGGAAAAGACGAAAUUGAUUCAGAUACUAGAUUUACAGUAAUUACAACAUUAGUAAGCGUUGCAAUAGUUGGAAUCGUUGUUUUGUUUAUAUUAAGAAAAGCUCCACGUCGAGAUGAUUCCGAAUUGGAUAUAGCUGAACAAAAAGGACCUGUAAGAGCUUUGAAAGAUGCUCUUGCCUUGUGUAGUAGAUCUGAAAUGCUUUUGUUAUGUUUAACAUUCUUGUACACAGGUUUUGUAUUAUCGUUUUACAGUGCAGUAUAUGGAGCAUGUAUUGGAUUUACAAAAGAAUUUGGCGAUAAAUCAAAUCAAUAUGCAGCGUUAUCAGGAAUUUUAAUUGGUGCUGGUGAAGUAAUAGGUGGAUUACUAUUUGGUAUAUUUAGUUCAAAAACUAAUAAAUGGGGUCGUGAUCCAAUUAUUAUUGGUGGUUAUAUCGUCCAUACAGUAGCAUUCUUUUUGAUAUUUUUAAAUUUACCUAAUGAUUCCCCAAUCAACGUUACCAAUGAUUUAGGAUUUAUAACACCAUCACCAGCACUUGCACUUCUAGGAUCAUUUAUGUUAGGAUUUGGUGACAGUUGUGUCAACACACAAUUAUACGCAACACUUGGUGACUUGUUUAGUGAUUGUAGUGCGGAAGCUUUUGCAGUGUUUAAAUUUACGCAGUCUGUGUCCGCUGCUGCAGCAUUAGCAUAUGCUAACGUUCUACAAUUAUAUUAUCAAUUAGUUAUAUUAGUCAUAUUUGCCACUUUAAGUACAGUGGCAUAUGUUCGAGUCGAAAUCAUGAAUCGACGAAAAAUGCGAGAUUCAGCUGAAUCAAUAUGAGUAUAGUAAUUAUUAAUCUAGUCAUUUUUGAAAAUCAAUGCAUAUCCAAAUAAAGUUUGGAAAUUACAUAUCUAUACUAGGAUCAUCACAUCCAAUUUUGGAAAUAAAAUAUGUAUUAAGAAAUCGAAUCGUCAAUUGGGUCAAGAUGUAUAGCUAAAGCCGUGAAGAGCUAGCUAGGCAAUAAAAACACAAACAAAAUAUAACGUUUUUGGUGCCUUUUUAAUAGCUACCUAGGUCACUCAUCUUUUUCAUUUCAGUAGAUGAUCCUAAAUUAUGUGAUUUCCUUGGUUCUAAAAAUGUAAAAGGUAUAAAUGGUUUAAUGGUUUUAAGAGGACGUGGCAUGUAAUCACAUGGGACUAAAACAAAUUAAUUCAUAUAAUUUUGAUAAAUUAUUUCGGAU
Chrysoperla carnea is the source of this 1716-nucleotide messenger RNA. Its product is annotated as UNC93-like protein MFSD11. The transcript is spliced from 7 exons. The record is from RefSeq and is a predicted model, not a curated record. Lineage: Eukaryota; Metazoa; Arthropoda; Insecta; Neuroptera; Chrysopidae. Bases 27 to 1316 code for a protein of 429 amino acids.